Molecule: messenger RNA, 1911 nt
Organism: Colletotrichum navitas
Lineage: Eukaryota; Fungi; Ascomycota; Sordariomycetes; Glomerellales; Glomerellaceae
Exons: 1
Coding region: 1-1911 (636 amino acids)
Source: RefSeq, a predicted model, not a curated record
AUGGACUUCCUCCGCUCCCACAGCAGAAAGGGGAGAUCGCGCUUCUCAAAAGCCCUACCGACCCCUCCGCCUGCCGAGAAAGAUCCUUCUCCCAAGUCUAAACAGCUUUCUUCGAUACCUCCCGUCCCUGCCGUGCUGUCCAAGAAGUUCUUCAUCAUGUCGGACAAGCCGUUACCACCGCCGCAGCAGGCCCUCAACCAGUCUCUCCCUCCCCUCCCUCCCCUCCAGACGAAAGCCUUGCCGCCAGUCCAGAUUACUCGCCGCCCCGUUGCGAAGCAACCGCAGACGCCCUCAUCUCAGCCCCAACCAGUCGUUCCCGAAUACGAUGAAGACGACGACGAUCACAGGCACUCCAUCGGCAGUCUGCUGUCGGCUUAUUCGAGGAGCUCGGGCGAAUCCCUCAUCAUGUCACCGGACGGAAGCACCAGCCAGAGAGACUCGACCCCAACAUAUGCCUCUGAUAAUCAGUAUGCAACCAAGGAAGUCAAGAUCCCGACGCCCACCUCAUUGUCGUCUGGUGACAAUGAGCGCAACGGCGCACAAAAAUUCACACCAAACAAGGGCCUGCCGCCUCACCCGGCAUAUCGAAACGGGCAGGGCCCGCCCCCUCCACCCAAGUCGGACAAGACCCCGACUGUAAGCAGUCCGACAAGCCCACACUCGACCUCAUCGCCGCAGCGACCACUGUGGAGAAGAAGGUCGGUAAAGACCGAUCGUAACGUGGAGGUUCCCCAACUUCAUCUGGCAGUCAGUCACGGGUCGACGGCCGCUUCCCAACCAAACAUCGGGCAAUCUCCAAACUCGGCCGUAUCCUCUUCAUCCCAACAGUUUCCCCCUCGCACCACGUCGGGUUUGCCCGGAAGGAAUAUUCGACCCGUUGCCUCGCAAAAUCAGUCCCCAGAGACGGGCAACAUGGGCCAGGAAGCGUCCAAGUUGAAGGAAAAGAUCUCGCACCUGCGCGACGGCCAGGAAGGCGCGAACCGGGGAGCGUCCCAUAGCCACACCACCCUCUCGCCGACCAAGCGCUUGCCGACCCCCGACUACGACAAGGGGGAUGUCAAGACGCACGUUGUUGUCGACAGCGUCGUGUCGCCCGUCUCGCCCGCUUCGUCCCCCGAGCCCGCGCGCGACCAAGCAAGCAGCGAGCAAAAUGUGCCGAUUCCGCGCAAGGCCGUUGGGGCGCGCAACUUGCACCCCGCUCAAAGCCUGCCUCAGAUUCGAGCGGACGGGCCCGUCACCAGCAGCGAGGCUCCUCCCACCAUCUCAAAAGACUUUGCAGUCAGUCCCGUCAGUCCCGAAGCGAAGAACCAGCCAUCGCCUCGCUCCACCUCCAUCCAGCAGCAACAACAACAACAACAGCAACAGCAGCAGCAGCAGCAGAUGGGCCAACGGCAACAACCACCCCGCGAGUACCCGCCCUACGCGCCUCACGCGCCGGCGCCCGGCCCCACGCAGGGCGACCUGCGGUUAGCCACGCGAGACCAACGUCCCCAGCAGGAACCCGUCCAGUAUCGCGAGCUUAAGACUGAGGAUCUGCCGCCCGCCGACCCGCGCGCGGCCUACUUUCCCAUGCACGGCAAGGAGCCCCCCAGCCCCAGCAUCAUCAUCAAAGCGCUGCCGCUCAAGGAGAGCAUGUUCGACUGCUACGUCAAGCACCGCACCAUGGACCGUACCCGCAACCGCAACUACGCCCUCACCUGCCAGACAUGCGGCAAGGCCGACACGGAAGACCGCUACAAGUGCCAGUUCUGCUACGUGCGCAUGUGCGGCUCGUGUCUGCAGAUCUUCAACAACAACCGCAGGGACCUCGGGAAACUCAUGGCGCACUUGGAGGCCAACCCGCAUAGCGGCGGCUCGCAGGAGCGCCCUGCCACAGCUGGAGGCAUCGACCCGGCGGUGCAGAAGGCGUAA